Messenger RNA from Strongylocentrotus purpuratus (purple sea urchin), 2169 nucleotides. RefSeq lists its product as uncharacterized. Bases 312 to 971 code for a protein of 219 amino acids. NCBI's taxonomy places the organism in Eukaryota, Metazoa, Echinodermata, Echinoidea, Camarodonta, Strongylocentrotidae. The record is from RefSeq and is a predicted model, not a curated record. The transcript has 6 exons.
CGCGCAUGCGUAAUACUACUAGUAUCUUUGCAGCUCAGUCAUGAAUACUCAUGAUGCGUAUACCUCUGAACCAAUCAGGUAGGAUUUUACGCUCAUAGGUAAAACUGUUUGGGAAAAAAAAAUCGCCGCCCGGCCUGGCCUUUUCAUACGCUACUAUUGGAAAGCCAUAAAACCACCAGUAUCCUCAGCUUGGAGUCAAAGCUGUUGAUACGGGCAAACCAGAACGUCAUACACUGAGCAGCACAAAGGGUGGCCGUUUGCAAGACUCUAAAGACUCUCUACAAAUACAGUAAACCAUUGAAUCGUUAAUCAUGUUGGCAGUUUGUCUCCUCACUUUCAUCGCGAUGUCGAUUGCCGCAGUCCCGGCCACGACCCCGACCACGACCCCACAGCCUCCUAAUGGAAUUCCCAAAUGUGCAAUCUACGAGUGCCCCGUCUAUACUACAUUAGAAGAAAUUGGUUCAGAUAUGUGGAAGAGACGGAUAGAACAAAGUGCAUGGGUGCAUAAGGUCGCUCCAACCUGCGACCGAACUGAAGCAAUAGGUUUAGUCGUAGGUGACCUCGAUGCCUACCUUGAAGACAACAACAUAAAUGAGUCAACACCAAUCAUUUUGGAAGUCGCGGAAAACAUACCCGGGCCAAAUUCCUCGUGUACCGGCCAAUCAGGAUCUUUCCCUUGCUGUGACCAAAUCUACGAACUUUUCCGCUUCAUCCCUGAAGCUUCGGAAGAAACCGCUCCAAUCCCAUCACAGGACUCUGGGAUUUUGCUAAUGCACACAUAUGCUUUUGAGAUCUACGGCAUCACCUUUCUUGGGCCCAAUCACAAUGAGGAGGAGCAAUACGAAAAGCUUCGUAAAUACCUCGACGAGCAGGGCAUUCUAUACUAUGGAAGCUAUUAUGAUGUUGCAGUUUAUGACAAACCAACGGACCCUCAGCCUCAUCGUAAUGAAGUCAUGAUUACUUUUAUUUAGAAACCCAGAAGGAAUGAUAAUAAUGAAGGCACCGAUAACCCAAACGACAGCCAAGAAAACCAAUCAUAUCGCAGUGGGCGUGGUGGUCGUCAAAGACCACACUGAUCUCAUUCCGUUUUGAGCUGGUCGGCAAACGACUCCAACCAAGAUUUUAAUGAUUUUAUGUCAUUUCAUUUCAUUUCUUUAGUCACAUAUGAAAAGAUUAGCUAAAGAAUACAAAACAAGAACAAUGGAGAAGCACUCGUUUUUUUUUUCUUCACAUUUCCAAGGUGUAUAAUCAUAGUAGUUUGCUAUCUUAAUUUAUUAUGAGAUAAAAUACAGUGCUUUGCCUUUUAACUAGUUUUGAAAUACAUCAUAUUAUUAACCAUUUCCAAGGCGUAUAAUCAUAAAGUUGUUUGCUAUCUUAAUUUAUUAUGAGAUAAAAUACAGUGCUUUGCUUUUUAACUAGUGUUGAAAUGCAUCAUAUUAUUAACCAUUUCGAAGUCGUAUAAUCAUAAAGUAGUUUGCUAUCUUAAUUUAUUAUGAGAUAAAAUAUAGUGCUUUGCUUUUUAAGUAGUUUUGAAAUACAUCAUAAUAUAAACCAUUUCCAAGGCAUAUAAUCAUAAAGCAGUUUACUAUAUUAAUUUAUUAUGAUAUAAAAUACAGUGCUUUUCUUUUUAACUAGUGUUGACAAAAAUCAUAUUAUUAACCUUAUUAAACAUCAGAGCAAGGCAAUUUUCAAGUUUUCAUUGAUAAGCCAACAAAACUACGGGCGAAAGAAAUAUUAUUGAAUAAUAAUACACAGUUAACCAAUGAACAAAUAUUAUUGCCCGAUCAGAAAAGUCAACGGCAAAAUGCGUGUUAAACUAGCGGGCAAUAAUGCAUAGCCAACUUCAAAGUAUUUGUAAUUUUCAUUGCACAUUUAUUAAUUGCUUAAUUCAGGGCAAUACGGCUUCUCAUAUCCAUACAGUUGUAUAUCACCCUCACCUUCGGUUCUGGCGAUUAUGUCGUAUUGCCCUGAAGGCAGUCAAUAUUAUUUAAUUAUUAUCCCAGUAUUAUGGUAUUAUGACGUAUCAUAAUCAGCAUGAUCAAGGAACCAUAUUUUCCGGCAUUAUCCAUUUCAGCCAUUUCGUGGUGUCCCAUUACCAUAUACAUGUAGUUUGGUUAUACCCUGUAAAUAUAUUCUUUUCAGAAAUGGUAAUAAAUUCAUUCAUUCGUU